UUGGGAAUAAAUCCUUCUUGUUAAGGGAUUUUCAAAAAACAGAACUGAGUGUUUAAUGCAGCUGAUAAAGUAUGAUAGGAAACAUAACACUGCCUAGAUCCUUUAGACUUUAUGCAGACUUUAGACAUGUCUCAAAAAUGUUUGAAGAACUUGCAUGAGUCUUUUAACACACUUCCAUGUCCAGAGUCUGGUUUCAGUUUCUGAGGAUCCUCAGGACCUCCUGGUUUACAUAUGUACCUGUUUUUGAAAAUCAUCCAACCCUUUCAACAUCAGUUUUGUUAACUUUCUUACCAGAAAUGAUCUGUAGUAUCUGGAGUACUACACCACUAUGCAUUGCCUUAAGGUAUUUCUCAGGAAUAGCCUGAGAAACCAGUUGUGAACUGUGGGCGUGUGUUUAUCUGUUUAUCAUUAGUGAUACCUGGGGUGAGAUAGCCUAGGAGGGGCACUUCACUGGUUACAGGCCCCAGGUCAUAAAACACCACUCUAGGUUUACCAAACACAAGAUGGUAAGGAAAGAUAAUUUGGGAAUGUAGGAGGGCUUACAUCCCUACAUCUAUAUAACAGGGUCACAAACUCUGGUUUGGGAGAGCUGGACAUCAUUGGCAGUCCUCUCCCAGCAACUGCAGUGCUGUAUUGAUACUGGUUUUGUCUUUAUAAUAAACUCCUCUUAUACAAGCAAGCCAGUGUCACGAAGCCUCCUUCUGCAUCUACACAUCGAGGACAGCCCAGACACAACAAAUUGGCGUCACGAACAGGAUCAGCUACGGCCUUCAGAGGAUCACGGCAGCUUCAACGCAUCUAUUCCUGCACCACAUUGGCGCCAGGUGAGUGUUUGACUCACAUAAAGUGCUGCUGGUUUAGUUGUUGGAGCUGUUGUGUUCAGCUGUUUGGUUGUACUGUGUAAAAGUACUUGUGUGGAGAUGCUGUGAUGUGCUGUUGAAGAGAGGCUUCGUCUAAAUUUGGGUAGAAUAGGAAAGAAAAGAAGUUGUAGAGAAGAUGUUAAAAUAGACGAAAAAGAGAUGCCAAAAAUAGAAUAGCAGAGACUAGUAAUGGGAGUGUGCUAAAUAACCUUGCAAGAUUAACGAAGAGGGGCCCAUAUCUUCUUAACGGUAAGACAAUGUGUAAAUUAGUGACUCAUGUGAACGUCUAGCUCCAAAAGGAUAGUCGAAUUCGGGGCGGGGAAAGAAAAAGUGAGGAGUAAAACCCGGAGCCCAGGGUAAUUGGCAAAUAAAUGAUAAAAAGAGAUAAAGGGUAAAAAGAGAAAAAGGCUGAGAUAGCCUAGGCUGAGAUGGCCGAAAAAGAGAAAAAGGCUGAGAUAGCCAAGGCUGAGAUGGCCGGAAAAGAGAAAAAGGCUGAGAUGGCCUAGGCUGAGAUGGCCGAAAAAGAAAAAAGUUAACUUAAAGUUAGGGAAGUCGUGAUUGGGCAUACAAACCGGUAAGGACAGUUUAAAGAAAAAAAAAUUAAGUUAACAUAAAGUUAGGGAAGUCGUGAUUGGGCAUACAAACCGGUAAGGACAGUUUAAAGAAAAAUAAAUUAAGUUAACAUAAAGUUAGGGAAGUCGUGAUUGGGCAUACAAACCGGUAAGGACAGUUUAAAAAAAAAAUUAAGUUAACAUAAAGUUAGGGAAGUCGUGAUUGGGCAUACAAACCGGUAAGGACAGUUUAAAGAAAAAGAGAUAAAGUUAACUUAAUGUUAGGGAAGUCGUGAUUGGGCAUAACAAACCGGUAAGGACAGUUUAAAGAAAAAAAACAAGUAAGUUAACAUAAAGUUAGGGAAGUCGUGAUUGGGCAUACAAACCGGUAAGGACAGUUUAAAGAAGAAAAAAAAGGCCUAUAAACUAUAGUAAGGAAACAUUGAGCUCUGUGAGGAGAGGUGUGUUGGAAUUUCCGUGUGUGAGAGAAGCUUCUGGUGUGUGUGUGAGAGGAGUGUGUGUAUGAGUGCUGAGCUGUGAGUGUGAGUGCAAAAGAGUCUGUGUGCAAUGAGUGAUGUGCACAAAGUUGGGGAAUGAUCUAGCAUAAAUAUAAGCGAUUAACUUAUGAUAAAGUGAUAAAUGAUGUCUUAUUAAAUAUAUAAUAAUAUGAUAUAAGAAAUUAACAUAUAAGGGAAGAGAUACUGUUGCCUUUGUAGUGUUAAAAACAUAUGAGCCCUGUUUUUCUUUGUACAGGGACAUUAAUAGAAUAAGUAACUGCUAUGAGCCUCUCAGGAUAAAGAGGACGUUUGUACACGUAAUAGUAAGAAAUGAGCCCCUUAUUAGAUGAGGAGGACUUUGGAUGGUGAUAACAUCCUUAACUAAUAUUGAAAUUAAAGAAGUGUAAAAACCAGCAAGGACAUUUGUGUUCAUACAGCUACAGGAAAAAACAGAGUAAAAGAUAGGAGUGAUUUGCUAACUAAUGGGUGUGGUUUUUCUCUGUGUGUGUGUGAAUAUUUAAAGUGAAUGGUCAUUUGCUGAUGAUUAUGUUUAGAGGGAAAAUCCCAGUUAAAAAUUGGAAAAAUCUAGGGAGCCUUUCCUCCCUCUUUCUUUCUCUUCUUACAGGCCUGAGAACAGAAAGAAAGCUAAAAAAUCCAGUUUAACUAUUUUAGAUGUGUGAAAAUUUUAAAUGGUAUACCAUGGUAAAGGGGAAUGAUGUAUAAUAAAUUUAGGUAGUCUGAUAGUGAAAAAAAAUCUUUAAAUAAUGGUAGUAAACAUUUUAAAUUGUAUUGAAUGAAGUGAUUGUGAUAUACUAAACAUUUGAUUUGUGCUUGUCCCUUUCUCUAAUGCAUGAGAGGGGAGAGAAGAAUGAAAGGCAUCUGACGUUGGAGCACCCAUAAAACAGAUAAGGAGAUAAUUGGCUGUGCUGCAACAAGAGGGGGCUUGCGGAUGAGAGGCUCACCAGGACCUGCUCCCAUUUGACAGGCCAGUACAGUUUUAUCUACAAACUCUUCUCCUAUGCAUCUGCUGCUACUUAGUUGUACAUACAUACAGUUAUACCAUGAACACAUUUAGUUGGGUGUACACAUUUGGUAGUGUUAAACAGUAAAAGCAGUAGGUUUGUUGGUAAAAACAAAGGCUUGGCAAUAGACUGACCAGUUGAAAGGGCUGAUUAGGUACCGGAUUAUUGUUGGAUUAAAAGAGCAUUUCCAAGAAGUCUAAAUUUUGCUGAAGCUUGUGGAUGUGAUUGUCAUUGCUGCUUGGUAAAAUCACACAGAUUGAUCUUUUGUGGGUUUGGAGAAGGUUUAAGUCUUUGGGGCUGGCAGAUUUCUUUGGCUUGUCUUGUUUGAAGGUGAAAUAGCUAAACUGCGCUGUGAAUAACGUGUUUGGUCAUCUGUUGGUGCUUUGGAUUCCUAUGAAGACAUUUAAAGGCAGUAGCACAAUGCCAAAGAUGGACGUUAAAGGUGUGAAAGCUAUCACUCCAGUUGAUGUAGUGAUAAAGAGUAAUCCACUUGUUAUGGGUAUUGAAAAAAUGUCUAAGAAAUGGAGUAAGAGGUGGCCUGACAUUGACCAGCCUUGGCCAGUGGAAGGUACUCUUAAUCCUGAAGUGAUUAAAACAAUGCAUGUGCUAGUGUCCACUUAUAAGGCAGAGCAAAAGAAAGGACAGAAGGGAAAGAAACGGCAAGAAAAGAGACAAAGGGAGCUUAACAUGUUGCAAUUAUUUGAGCAGGAGGGGCAGAAGAUGCUAAAAGCUGAUAAGGAGAGAAAGGACAGGAUUGUAGAAGAAAUAAACAAAAAUGUUAAAUCAACAGAAAAAUUGAUGGCAGAAGUGAAUAGACCUUUCUCGCACACGACCCCAGUGAAGAGCCCCCCACCGUAUGAGAAAGAGAUAAGGUACGCUGAUGCCUAUCCUCAGCUCCCCGUAAUUAAACAGGAGGGCGUGUAUCACAUCAAAGAUGAGGAGGAGCAGAUGAUAGAGACAGGAACAGCUAAAACAACUAUAAAGAUGUACCCAAGCAGUAAGAGUAAAAAGAAAACAGGUCAUCCAGCAGCUAGGGGUGAACAAAAAUACAGAACAAUAGAAAUGGGACAUGAUAGUCAUAGUGAUUCAGAAGAGGCUUUUGGAGGAUACGACCCAGCAGUUAGAAACAUAUUAGCCAGAGCAGAGAAAAGAGGAGGAAAAUCACUGAGGAAAAAAGAGCCAGCAAAAGACACCUCAGAGGAGAGUGAAGAUAAUGAUAGGGAUGAAGAAUCAGACAGUGAAGAGUCUUCAUAUUCCCUUUGGUCAACACCAAGGACUGAAGCUGAGGCACAGCAUAGAGCUUGGAAAAUGAUUGAGAAACGCAUGGAUAAAUGCUAUGGUGACCUAAGUAGUGCUAUGAGUCCUGAAAAACAUAGAGAAUUGAGGGAAGAAUUAGAAGAGUUACAAAUAAUAAAAAAUGACUUAAAGAAAAAAGGAGUUGAAAAGCCAUCCACUUCAGGGUACUCCUUACACCCAAGAAAAGGGAAUAAGCCAUCUGGGAAAAUGUGUCCAGUUAUUGUUCGGGGACAGAAUUUAGAGUACAAGCCUCUACAAAAUACAGACAUGUCAGACAUUCUUGAAAAGUUGCCUACUCUUCAGGAAGGAGCUCACCCUUGGAUUUCCAAGUUAGACGAAAUUAUGGUGGGAUGGCAGCCUGCUAUGGGAGACAUCAAGAGACUCCUAGCCAGCAUUUUAGGGGUCCCAGCUAUGGAAGAGAUCUUGCAGAGAGCAGGGCUUAACCGGUAUGCAGGGACGGCGGUAAAUGACCCAGAACUGUUUGCUGCAUGUAGAGCUCGGAUGUGGAGAUCAUUGAAGGAUGUAUUUCCAACAAAUGUACAUCCAGAUAACAUUAUAAUUGAAUCACUAGGACCACAAGAGAAUCCAAGAGCCUAUGUAUCAAAAGCUCAUCAAAUUUGGAGAAAUAUUACAGGAAACGAUCCAGACAUGCACCAAAUGGAGCAGUCUAUUUUGAGAGCCAAAAUACAAAAAGGGUUGCCCCAGCCAGUGAGAAAUAAAUUAGAAGAGGUGGUUGGUCUUGGUAGCAUGACAAAAGGGAUAUACACAGACCAUAUAGCACAUCAAGUUGAGUUGUACAGGAAGAAACAGAACGAGCAGAGAGAGCAUGAUCAAGAGAUCCUGAGACAACUUAACCAGAUACAUUUGGGAAAUAGCAAAAAGAAAGACAAGAAACAAGCUGUGGUUAUGCAGAGCCAAUCUCAAUCAGAGGAGACAGAAAUGCAACUGCAACAGGAACAUAUGCAUGACCGACCACCCCAGCUGACGCCAGUAGCUCCUUUAGGUCCAUAUGCACAACCAGUCUUCAGUCAGUUGCAGACAUGGAGUGGAAGCGGUGAAAACAGAAACUUCAACCCAAACUUCCAGACAUUUUCCGAAGCAUGUUAUAGGUGUGGACAACUGGGACAUUAUGCACUUGAUUGUUAUUGAGUAAAAGAAAGCUCUGUCAGAGGAUGAGUGAAGGGAGAAAGUAAGAAAGUUUUUGGUAAGUAAGAGAUGGUUCUUGUCAAGGACAUUGAUUAUUUGUGGAAAAGAACAAUUCAGGAGGCCAGGGUUAACAAUGAUGCAAGGGGGGAAGUUACAAGAAACAUCAUAAGCAGAUGGAAACUUUCAGAGAAAAUAUUCUAAGAUAAUGGAGAAGAGUGUGUAAAUAAAACAGUGAAACUGAUUUGAAAAAACUAAGAACUGAACAAUGUUUGGGAGCUGUGUACCAUCCGCAAAGCCAAGGUAUCUGUGUAAAAUGAAUGGGGUGAUGAAAAACCCUCUGGGAAAGAUUGACCAGCACAUAGUUUUACAUUUUGAUGUCAUAAAGGGGGAGUAUUAAUUAGGGGGAAAUAUGAUAAACAUGUCAAACAAACAAAAAUGUAUGUUUUUGGCAAGAUACUGCUUAAUUUUUUCAUCCCCAGGACAGCAGUUGGGAAGACCAGAUGAAGAAAGGUGGCUCUCCAGAGAUCUAAAUAGCCUUAAUGGACCCACACCUCCCAACAAGACAAUCAAACAUGGACAAUGUAAACACAACUGAAACCUGACAGAGGAUGUGAACAAGGACAUUGCAUUGGAUACACAAACGGAGAACACCCAUAGACAAGAACACUACACAAGCAGCCAAGGAUGUUAAGGAACAAAAAUUAUUAUUCAUUUUUAAUCAUAGAGUUGUUAAUGUAUAAUCUGGGAUUGAAUGUCAAUUUAUCUCUCUGUGUUGUAUUUUAAUGUUCAUGCAAGUACCAAACAGCAUAGGAAGAAUGGAAAGUAUGAAAGGGGGGUUAGUGGUGCAUAGCUUAAGUUGUAAAAUUAAUGUAUUGGGAUCUCAGGUAUUUUCUUUGUUUUCUCGUUUUAGGAGCAGUGGUGUUAGGCAGGGAUAGGUCCACGGAAGGUCCGAUGGGAUGACCAGCUUGACUGUGGAUAAUUUAAAUUUUAUUUCUGAGAUUCCCAAUAAUAUUUGCGCCAAACAUUAUUUCCACAUAAAGUUUAACCCUUACCUUAUAAUUGGAUUGGAGUACUAUAGGUGGUCGCCUAGGGCAGAGGGACCGUGAGUGACUUUUUCCUGUCUAGAUUGUCUGAUGAAUACUAAUGGAACGAUAGCUGCCUGACAGGUUUUCGCUCUCACACUCCAAAUUUUAAUAGUAAUUAGAAAUUGUAACAUUUCGUUGCCUUUUUCGAGACUCUAUGGAGCCUCGAAGGGGGGAAAUAUGUAGUAUCUGGAGUACUACACCACUAUGCAUUGCCUUAAGGUAUUUCUCAGGAAUAGCCUGAGAAACCAGUUGUGAACUGUGGGCGUGUGUUUAUCUGUUUAUCAUUAGUGAUACCUGGGGUGAGAUAGCCUAGGAGGGGCACUUCACUGGUUACAGGCCCCAGGUCAUAAAACACCACUCUAGGUUUACCAAACACAAGAUGGUAAGGAAAGAUAAUUUGGGAAUGUAGGAGGGCUUACAUCCCUACAUCUAUAUAACAGGGUCACAAACUCUGGUUUGGGAGAGCUGGACAUCAUUGGCCGUCCUCUCCCAGCAACUGCAGUGCUGUAUUGAUACUGGUUUUGUCUUUAUAAUAAACUCCUCUUAUACAAGCAAGCCAGUGUCACGAAGCCUCCUUCUGCAUCUACACAUCGAGGACAGCCCAGACACAACA
Messenger RNA from Xyrichtys novacula (pearly razorfish), 7070 nucleotides. The record is from the annotation of a GenBank genome assembly. Lineage: Eukaryota; Metazoa; Chordata; Actinopteri; Labriformes; Labridae.